AAAGGCGUCAGUCAAGGACCGCGGUAUCUUGGCAGAGCGCGACCCAGUGCGGCUCAGCCCUCGCGUCAAGACACACGCUCGAACAAACCAACUCGUACCACAACACGUUUAUGUCGCAAGUGUGCUGAAGUGUUUCAAUAUUGCUGCUAUAUUUUAGUGUUUUUUGGAUUACUUAUAACAAUUUACAACGCAUCAUACAUCGUACAGCAAGGACGGCGCUAGUCAAAGAUUAAUGCAUGUCAUGUUGACCGCACGAACAUCUACAUGAGGGAGACCAAGUCAAAUAAUAGCAAGAAUGCAGCGCGUGCUAGCCCUGACGGCGGUCUUGGCCUUCAGUGAGACUGGGUCCGCCCUCCAAUGUUACCAAUGCCUCAUCAACCCGCCACCAGGCCAAAACUACACUUCCACGCCGCGCCUGUGCGUCAACUUCGACCACUCCAACAAGUUCGUCGUGGACUGCCCCUACUCCACGAUGUGUAUGAAGCAAGACUUCCAUUUGGACAUUCAAAAUGGAGUGAGAAUUAACGGCGUGCUACGAGACUGCGCACCGCAGACCAACAAGUAUCAAGACUAUGAGAAUGGGCGCUGGUCUCCCAAGAUCGAGAUCAUGGAGCCGUAUAAGGAGGGCUGCUUAGAAGUGGAUGAUAAGGGCGAGAGGACGCCUUCCACCAGAUACUGUUAUUGUCGUGGUGACUUCUGCAAUACGUCCAACACGAAUCACGAAGGCUACACAGACAUCAUGGGUGUUAUACUCGUAUUUAAUCUUAUGAAAUACAUCAACAGUAUUAGGUAGUGCAGUAGUAGUGACCUGUGAAUGUUUUAAGUCUGUGAUUUAUUGAACUGUAAAUAGUGUAACUAGAUGUCAGUGAUGGAUUGAUGAUGACUUACUAUUAGUGGUGCUACAAAUACUUUCCUGUCUUGUUGUGUUAUUGUAUAUUUGAAUUAGAACACAUUUGGCGGUAUUCAUAUUGUUAAAUACAAUUAUUAAGUGUCACUCAGAAAGAGUGAAGAUAGCUAAUUGUAGAGUAUAAUCCUGCAUAAAAAACUUAUGGUAAAAAAUAUGCUUACUUAUAUAUUGUAGAAAAAUGUUUUGUUUACUAAUUUUCACCACCGCCAACUGGUAAAGGCACUCUUGAUUGUUCAAAAACUAAUAAGAUAGUCGCAUUUUAUUAUGUAUGGCAAAGUAAUCAAAUGCAAAUUUUGAGUUGUUUCCUUAUGUUAGCAGGUAGGAUUGACUCUUAAAUGAUGAUUUUGAAUGAUAUUUUUUUAUUACGUUCGUUUGGAUUUGAUUUUGUUGCCAGCGAAAAAUGUUGUGUUUCACUGGGAGGCAAAGUUCGUUUAACGCUCGUGCUUUGACACCCUCGCAACGGUCAAGAUUCUACUCCACGAAACAUUCGCCAGGCUCGUGGUUCAAUUUUGGAAUCUUUUGAUUGCUCGGGCAUCAAUAUCAGCACGAGCGGCUUAAUAACAACUUUGUCCCUUUAUAAAACAAAUAACUAUUGAUUGAUCGAUUUGUAUAAUGCAAAUUUAGGUGUAUGUUUUAUACUAACUACUAACAGUAUGUACGAUGUCUCCAGUCCAUUUUCCAGUGUUUUAUACUUAAUUUUGCAGUAUCUGAUGCCUAUAAAGCUUUUUCAUUAUAAGCACAAAUAUUUUGGCUGAGUCAUUUAUGUAUUUAAAUGUCUAUUCCAAAAAGUAUACACCUACCUUCGUCUAAAUAACCGUCGAUUCGUGCAGAUAAGUCCUAUAUUAAUUUAUUUUAUUUAUUCAUUUUUACUGAUAGUAAAAACAAUCUCUAGCACCAAUUCAUUAGGUACUGCCCAAUAAAAUCGAUAUGCUAUUCUUAUUCCUAAAGCAAUAUAAUAUCCGAUUGUAUUUUUUUUCAAUUUUAAUUUAAUUUUGUAUGAGUUGCACAAUGCAAUCAAGUAUUGGUCGUAACGAAUUUACGAGUUACGCGCAAGGAUAUCUAAUUCUAAAAAGCCAUAAUAUAAAUACGACGAUUAUUUCGUUGUUGAUAGUAAUAAGGUUAUUUUCAAUUCGUUUUUCAAUUUUAUGCUUUUUUGCUUAUCAAGUGCCAGAAGCACUUUGAUCUAAUAGGAUUGUGCCAAAUAUUAUCUAUUAUUAAAAUGUGUGAUACUUUAUGAUACGAAUGAUAUGCUUUUCAGUUUUAUGUAAAUAUGUAAAAAAAUAUAUAUAUAUAUAAAUAUAUAUAUAUAUAUAAAUAUAAAUAUAUAUUUAAGAAUAAAUUGUAAUGAAUGCUUAUUUUAAAUUUCCAGUAAAUUUACGUUUUCUAAUUGGAAAAUGCGAAUUUAAUAUCAAGAUAUACGAACAAUGGUAAAUGGUUGAUCAAUCGAUCAUAACCAGUAGGUACGAGUACAAUAAAUCAAUUUCAAAAUAAAA
Molecule: messenger RNA, 2400 nt
Organism: Cydia pomonella (codling moth)
Lineage: Eukaryota; Metazoa; Arthropoda; Insecta; Lepidoptera; Tortricidae
Exons: 6
Coding region: 296-793 (165 amino acids)
Biological process (GO): regulation of synaptic transmission, cholinergic; sleep; positive regulation of voltage-gated potassium channel activity
Source: RefSeq, a predicted model, not a curated record